ACGUUGUUACACAAAGGACCGUUAGAUACGCUGAUCGUCUGUCGAACAUUGAAUUAACGGAAAGCGAAGUCGCCAAUGUGCUUAAGAGCUUGGAUCCUAAUAAGGCUUGUGGCCCGGGUGGAAUACCGAACAGACUUCUUCAGAACGUGUCGACCGAAAUUGCACCAUCCCUAUGCAAGCUAUUUAACUUGUCGCUAUCCCAGAGGGUUGUUCCUUCAGAAUGGAAGUUAGAAAAUCUUUCGCCGAUUUUAAAAACCGACGACCCAACAGUCUCCUCCAAUUAUAGACCCAUCUCGCUCCUAAAUACAAUUUCCAAGGUACUCGAACGCUGUGUAUUUAAUCAUUGUAGUAAGCAUCUGGAGCCUCAGAUAUACCAUUUACAGCAUGGUUUCAUGAAGGCUCGAUGAACAGUAACUCAACUUGUCGAGGUCUAUGAUGAUAUUGUAAACUCUGUCGCAAGUGGAAAGGAGGUAGAUGUGUUGUAUCUUGAUCUAGCCAAAGCAUUUGACAAAGUGCCUCAUAAUUUGUUACUCUUGAAACUUCAGUUGCAUGGUAUCACAGGUCCACUAUUGUUAUGGAUGAAGAGUUAUCUUUCUGAACGAAAACAGAGGGUUGUCCUGGAGGGUGCUUCUUCUGAUUGGCUACCAGUAACAUCAGGCGUGCCACAGGGCUCCAUUCUAGGACCUUUGUUGUUUUUG
This is a messenger RNA of Paramuricea clavata, 698 nucleotides long. Lineage: Eukaryota; Metazoa; Cnidaria; Anthozoa; Malacalcyonacea; Plexauridae. The record is from the annotation of a GenBank genome assembly.